AGGAACUCAAGCGCUCCCGCCACCCCGUUACCGGUGUCUUGAUAGCCACGGUAGCCAAACUACAGAAGAAGUCGUUCCCGCGUUUAAUAUCUUGAACCGAAAGAGCACGCUGUUUCGUUACUGGCACAUUUAAGGCGAACAAUUCGAACAUGUCCAAAAGGAAAAGAAGCCCCUUGACUUCCGCUGCCAAAAGACACGCACUUGUCGAACACGACGAAAGUGAAAAUGAUGACGAGGGCGGGAGUGAGCUUCUUGUGCAGUUGCCAAAUGCUGAUGAGGUCGCAAGCAAUAGUGGCAUCGUGGAGAGCAUCACACUGAAAAACUUCAUGUCCCACUCCUACCUCGGGCCCAUCCACUUUGGAUCCAACGUCAACUUUGUUAUUGGCCGCAAUGGAAGUGGAAAGAGCGCUAUCUUGACGGCGCUCAUCGUCUCAUUAGGCGGAAACGCACAAGCUACGAGCAGAGGAACAUCUCUGAAGAGCUUCGUCAAGAGAGGGGAAAGCUCAGCCGAUGUGUCCAUCACCCUGAACAACAAAGGGAUGAACACCUACAAACCUGAGCUGUAUGGUUCCUCCAUCAUCAUAGAUAUGAGGCUCACCCACGAUGGCGUGAGAACUUACAAGCUGAAGAGUGAAGGCGGUCAAAUAAUCUCGACGAAAAAGGAGGAGCUUGAAAGUAUUCUCAACAGUUUUAAUAUUCAGGUCAACAAUCCUUUGUCAGUUCUCAACCAAGAGAUGAGCAAGUCCUUCCUGCACGGCAAAGGAGAGGGGGAAAAAUACAGGUUUUUCAUGAAGGCCACACAACUGGACCAGAUAAAAGAUGACUUAAUUCAGAUCAAAGUCUCCAGGAAGAGUACUGAAGAGAAACUGGCAAAACUCAGUGAGUACCAGAAAGAGGUGAAGCGUAAUUACCAGGAGCAAGAAGCCCGCUACAAAAACCUGUCGUCUAUUAACGAGCUGGAAACAGAGCUGGAGGAUUUACGGAAACAGAUGGCCUGGGCUGUGAUUGGUGAGAUGGAGAAGGAGCUGGAGCCCAUCAAAACAAAGCUGCAGACUGAUAAACGAACCACAGAGAAAUACGAUGAAAAAGUGAACGAAUGGCAGGACAAGGUGAAGGAGGCUGAGAACAAGUACAAGCAGCUCCAAGAACAGCAGGAUGGCUUCAAGCGGCAGGUCCAGGAACUGCUGCCCGAAUGUAGCAAGCUCAAGGAUGAGGCGCAGAAACACAAUGCCGUCUUCAAGUCCAGCGAGAUUGCGGUCCACCGAUGCCAGGUUAGCCUGAAAGAUCUGGCGAAAGACAAGGUGCAGUUGUCUUCUAGGAUACAUGAUCUCCAGUCGAGUAUCAACCAGGCGACCGGGGCAGCGAGGAGGGCCAAGGCCGAAAACAUCCAACGUAUCCAACUCCAACUGGAAAAUCUCAACCAUUGCAUAUCCACUUUGACUCAGCAAAUUGGCCAGUAUCAGAACGCCUGCAGGCGUGUCAAGGAGGAGCACGGAAAGAUAAAGCAAGAGCAUGCCAUACAACAGAGGUCGCUGCAUGCCAGUGAACAGAACUUACGGACAAUGGAAGCAAGUCGAUCCAAUCGUCUGCGGCGCUUCGGGGAGUACAUGCCGGGGCUCCUCUACGCCAUCCAAGAGGCUCACAAAUGUGGUCAGUUCAAACAAAAGCCACGAGGACCCCUGGGCUACCUGAUCAAGCUAAAGGACCCAGAGCAGGCUCUUGCCAUCGAGGUGUGUUUGAAAAGUCUGCUGUUCGCCUUCACGUGCGACAACUACGAUGAUGAAAAAGCACUGAAAGGGAUCAUGGCAAAGGUCAUGCAGUCGGGCCGCAGGCCACCCAUUAUCACCUCCAAGUUCCUCCCAAGGGUCCAUGACACAAAAAGAAGGGCUGUGAACCACCCCAGCUAUCCGUCAGUUUUUCAAAGUCUAGAAAUUGAGGACCCGGUUGUGGCCAAUUGCCUGAUCGAUCAAAGGGGCAUCGAGAACAUUUUGCUCAUCAAGAAUCGCGCCGAGGCUCAUCGUGUGAUGAUAUCCGAAAAACCGCCCCCCAACUGCAACCUGGCAUUCUCUGUCGAAGGCGACAUGAUCUUCACCAACCGCUCCUACUCCUCCGACCAAACACGAGCCAAGUUCCUCACGGGGGAUGUUGAGAAGGAGAUCAUACACAUUACAAGAGAGCUAGAGAACCAAAGAGCUAAGGCGUUGGACUUGCAACAGCAAAUGAAGAAGAUGGAGGAGGACAUCAAACAAAACGAGGGGCUGGAAAAGGGCGCCCAUGCUGAAAUGAAGAUUGCCAAUGACAAAGUCAAAAGGUAUCAACUGGAGCUGUCCGACCUCCAAAAUAUGGAGGAGCCUCAGUUGGAGGACCUCAAGCAACUGGAGGAUGAACUUCAGGAGAUGACUGAAAAGAUUUCGACCAAAAAGAACGAAUGGGAAGAUGAGCGAGCCAGCAUGUCAGUAUUCAAGGUCAACUACAAGCGGGCAGAGCAGGAAUACCAGCAGCACAAGGAGAACAUCGACAGUAUCAACGAGGAGGCGGAAGGUGUCAAGGAGGAACUGAUCAAGGUGGAACAGGAGGUGAACAAGUGCAUGCAUCACAAAAAGCACUAUGAAGACAAGCGCAGCGGUCACCUCCAAAACAUCCGGGAGCUGGAAGAAACACUGCAGAGCAAGGAGCAAGAAGUUCAGGUGAGCAUCACCAAAGCCCAACAGGUCUGUCCUGAGCGCCUCCAAGUUACACAGACGGCCCGGAGCCUGGAUGGGGCGAUGAACUCUGUCAAGGUGAAAAUCGCUACGAGGAAGCAGGUAGAAGGGGACCCGGAGCAGAUACUCAGAGAGUUGCAAGACACUCUGGCCAAGUAUAAGGACUUGGCAGAGCAGAUUAGAAGCUUCAUUCUGUUCUUAAAAAAACUGGACAUGGCCAUUAAACGAAGAGUUGCAUUUCAUGCAGAACUCCGCGGUUUUCUUUCGGCGCAUUGUAAGUAUAUCUUCAACAACAUGCUUUCGGAGAGAGGCUUCACAGGGAACAUCAACUUCAACCACGACAAAGAGACCCUCUCCAUAUCUGUGCAACCGGGAAGCAUGAGUGAAGGCGACACCGUCAACAUGCGCUCACUAUCAGGGGGUGAGCGUUCCUUUUCCACCGUCUGCUUCGUUCUGUCACUCUGGGAAAUCACUGACGCACCCUUCCGCUGUUUGGACGAGUUUGACGUCUAUAUGGACAUGGUGAACCGGAGGGCCUCCAUGGACAUGAUGCUGAAAGCGGCAGAGGCCAAGCGCAACGUGCAGUUUAUCUUCCUUACGCCGCUCAGCAUGAGUUCUUUUCCAAAUGCAGAUCUCAUCAAAAUAUUCCGUCUUAAAGAUCCGCAAAGAGGCGAAGAAAAUGCAGAUGAAGCUCAAUCCUAAUGCCUGUUAUAAUGUGUUAGGGAUUUGUAAGUUGAGUGCCUGCCAUUGACGCCGAUAGAUGUCCAAUCCCUUUGAACUGGGAGGGUUGGCGGCGAAUGAACAGUCAUUCACUGUCAGCCCUCCCAGUUCACACGGAUUGGAAGUCCAACACUGACAAACUCAUUUAAGUUCACAACACAAGAAUAAAAGGAGCCAUUUGAUCGGAUUUCUAUCGUUGUCAGUGGCAUUGAAAGACUUCAAAGGAGUUUGAAAAAAAAAAAAGUAUGUUCUUUGUUCUGCACAACUGUUUGCACUUUCACUUUAUGGACACGUUCUAAUGUCUGUAUUGUUUACUCAUUUGGCUGCCAUUGGCAAUAUCUGUCCUAUCCAUUUAACUCGGGGGAUUGGCAGUGAUCAUUCUAGAGGACUUCCAAAAAAUCAAUUAUUACAUGUGACGAUUCGAUUACGAUCCAUAAAGGGUCAAAAACGAUGAUUUUCCCUCAUAACUUUAUGACAGCCCCUCGUAGCGGAACAAAAUUCAAGACACGUCUGCCGCCCGGACACCUUAAACGCACGCACGCACGUUAUAAUGGAUGCUGCCUGUAACUGAGUGAGAGAUUUAGUCUUUUUCAAAAGACUGGAAAAUAAAUUUGUGUAUGAGACAGGCAGGCAAGCGCUUCUGUGCGCACGUUAUUUUUUGGAGCGAGAGGGGAUAUAGUUUGUUGCUCCUCAUCUUUCAGAUGUCCAGCUGUAGCAGGGUCCCACCAGAAUUGAUAAAUCUGAAUUCAAAACUUUUAAGACCUUUUUAAUGCCAUUUCAACUGAAAAUUAAUACUUUUCUUGCACCCACUAUUUAGAUCAUAUUGAAUCAUAUUAAAUAAAGCACUGAACAUCAAAUUUAACCUCAAUUACUAAGUGUGUUUGACAAAAGAAUACACAUAUAUUGAAGAUACAAUUAAAACUCAUUUAAAGUAACAAAGUCUGUCAGAAUAUUUUUAAACACACACACGCACACAAUAAUUAUGGACAAAAAGAGGAGGAGGACAGGACUCAGACCAGCCAUCUUCUGUAACAGGCUAGCCGCGAGUGCACCUGCCAAGACCCCAGUGAACAUGGCUACAGUAGUUUCAAGUCAUGUCAAUUGAAACAUGUCCUGAGUGUGUUGCUAAGACCCGUGUGUGUCUACAAGAAGUGAGUACAUUAACCCUCUUGUACUGUUUAGCCUUUAUUGUUGUUUUUGAGGUGUUAGCUAAUUAGCUUAGCGCUAACUAUUAACGUGUAUUUCAUAUGCAGAACGUGUAAAACCAUGAUUAAGUACAGCGGUAACACUACAAACAUGCGAAAUAGUACAGAAAUCUGUGAAAUUAAAGUAUAUUAGUUAAAAGGCUUUUUCUAAAGACACUGUUUCCAGAAAAUGUGGAAUUCAUUCCACCUGUGUAAAUUUUAUUGUAUUGUUGAGUGAAAUAAGUACUUCCUUUAAAAUGGUUAAUGUUUUUGCACUUUCUUGUAAAAACACAUAAAAAAGCAGCUUAAGGGCAGUUUUUGUUGUAUGGGCAUGUUUCCAUCUUUCCUGUUGAAUCAUUAGGAUAUUUUAAAUAAAUAAUGGACAAAAAAAUUUUUGGCCACUAUAUUAGUGAUGUAUGAUGCAUCGAUAAUCGUGAUAACCGUGAUCAUCAUUCAAGAAUCGAAUCGUAGCCCCCUGAAUCGUAAUCGAAUCGUGGGGUGUCUAAGAUGGCACACCCCUAGAUCGUUCUAUGAAACAUUACAAUAUGCUGCCAGCCUUCCUAUUCCAAAUGGGUAUAAAUGUUCAAAUAUUUUUCAUCCCACUUUACCUGUUACUAGGCAGACCCUAUGACUGCCUCAAAUUUCCAAUAAUAAAAAACAAUGUUCUAGCACUAACUACAUCUACUUUUUGUUGUAGGGCGAGUAAAUGGGUCUGAAUUGUAAUUGUAACCCAUACAUACAUUUUUUUGAUGCGUAGUAAUUAUGCUAGCCUGUUACUAGACAGACUUUUUAGAGCCCUGAAAGCCACUGGUUAAAGUCCUUUAUACACCUCGCCCAUGAGCGGUCAUUUUUGUUUAUGUAACCCUUUGGUACCUGAAUGAACAUUUAAGAAAUGUACAUCAAAAAGCUUUUGGGGAAUAUGGGCGCGAAAGAAAAUAAAAUUGGGAAAUUCUGGGAAAAAAAUAUAUAUAGGAAAAUAAUUUUUAAAAAUUGACAUUUAAGACUUUUUUUUUUUUUUUUUAAUCUUUCAGCUAAUCCAUGCGUUCAUUCAUUUCCCAUGCCGCUUACUUUUAACUUUUUUUCUUCAUUUAUAAUAUUUUCUCAUUUUUAUCUGUAUGUUAAAUGUCUUUUUUUAAAUUAAGUUUUUUUAUGUAUUCCUCCAAUUCUUUAUAUUUGCUGAAUGUCAAUUCAGUCAUCAAGGGGUUUUCUCCAUCGUAUAUAAGAGGGCACAAUUCAAAUGGAUUGGACGUCUAUCGCCGUCAUUAGCUUGCAAUGAUUUUAAAGUCUUUUCUUAAUUUAACACAGUAUUCUGCCGCCCCCUAGUGUGCAAUAGAAACAAGCUUUAGCGUGAAGUAGAAUGUUGUAUGUUGAAGCGGUAUGCAAUGUUUAGAGAUGUCCCGAUCCGAUAUUUGGAUCGGAUCGGACGCAGAUAUGGGCAAAAAAAUGCGUAUGGGAUCGGCCGACACGGAAAAAUUCCGAUCCAGACUUUCGAUCCAAUUUUUUUUUUUUUUUUUUUUUUUAAAGGUCCGGUCCAGGUUUUCCAGUGCACACAUUUCCCUAAAGUCCGGUCCGCAUUUUACGGCACACCUUCAACACACUACAUUACCGUCUCCCGAUUUACCGGGAGACUUUAUCAGUAAAAAUAUCAGCUGUGUGGGAUCAUUUCACCUUAAAGGACGACAAAGACAAAGAGGCAGAGCGCAACACAUGCCAAAAUAAAGUCAAGCGUGUUGGUAGAGCUGUAAGAAGUUUUUAUUCAACCAACCUAAUCAAGCAUUUAGCGAAAUACCACCACAAACAAUAUAAGGAGUUUGUUAAGAAAACCGAAGACAAAAAGAAAGGUCCUACGCAACUAACACUGGCAGAAACUUUUGCUAUGCAAGUAUGCAUGACAAACUGGCACUCGACAGUCCCAAACCCCAGGGAUUAACAAGAAUCGAAGAAUUCAUUCUGGUUGAUGAGCCAUUAUCUCUAGUGAGUAAAGACGCACCAUCCAUGCCCAGCCGUUAUUACAUCCAUGAGCGAUUCGGCCGUGGAAGAUUCGAGAACGGUUCACAAACAUCCAAAUUCCGAUUAUUGAAAUAUGUUGAGUAAAGCGGAACUAAUACACAGCGCGGUCUUCGGGACGCAAUGAGAAACGGACCGCAUUGCAUCCUGAGAGUAAACGUCAUGCUUGUCGUAGACCCGGGUAAUGCCACUGCUCAACUCACGGCUUUAGCUCAACUCAUGCCGCUGGAUAAAAAACACAAGAAUACCUGACUGCUGCUGACAGCCGCUACAAACUACGUCAACAUCGUUUAACUGUAGAUAAUAGAUAUCAUAUGUAUAUAGAACUAGAUGCAAAAUGACAGUCUCAACGGCGUUAACAACAUUGAAGUAUAGAAAACUACAUGUGUAAGUAAACGGCCACCAUCUUAAAGCAGGAGACUUCCCUAGUAGGCUGUUGUGAACCUUCCAAGCGUACCUAAUUAACUUUUUAUCUAAAAUACUCCUAAAUUGGCAAAAUCUUGACUUGGCUCUAUCUUCAAAACAGUUUUAAAACGUUCACAUGUUAAAAGUAGACAGAAGGGAAAUUAUGGAAUAACGAGAGCUAUUUUAACAACGUUAACGGUUGAUUCGCAAAAUUAAAUGAAUGUAGUUUAAAGCUGCUGAUACAGAAUGGGGACUUGAGUAUUUUAUUUGCUGUUUUAAAAUGUUUACUUCAUACUGAAAUAGUCGUUUAUUUAAACCUGAGAGGCUUUUUAUACAAUUAUUGUAACUAAUGCACGAAACAUUAAAAGUAUCUAAUAGCUUGG
Molecule: messenger RNA, 7401 nt
Organism: Corythoichthys intestinalis (scribbled pipefish)
Lineage: Eukaryota; Metazoa; Chordata; Actinopteri; Syngnathiformes; Syngnathidae
Gene: smc6
Product: Structural maintenance of chromosomes protein 6-like
Exons: 26
Coding region: 150-3404 (1084 amino acids)
Biological process (GO): double-strand break repair via homologous recombination
Cellular component (GO): site of double-strand break; nucleus; Smc5-Smc6 complex
Molecular function (GO): damaged DNA binding; single-stranded DNA binding
Source: RefSeq, a predicted model, not a curated record